CCCGUACACCCCACCUACAACCCAAAUCCCAACUCACAAUCAUCAACCAUGACUGCCUUCAUUGUAUCUCUAUGGGACUCAAUCUUCACACCUGGACCAACCCCAACCCUGGUCAUAGCCACAAAUGCAUCCUUCAUCGCAUUGAUCAGCCUUCUCACCGUUCUGGCAUUCAUGACGCGGAAUAUCCACGUCUUUGCGCUCCUAGCGGUCGCAAUUGGGCUGUGUGUCAGUGUGCAAUGGUUCUUGAAGGAGCUUGCUGCGGUCAAGGAGGAGGAGGAGAAGAAGAGUAAGGAGGGAGGUGCGACGGAACCGGCUGCAAUAGUGGCAGAGGAGAAGAAGGAGCGGUAGACUAGAUGGAAAAGGAGUUCUCUAUUAUCAAGAAUAUACCCAGC
Messenger RNA from Saitoella complicata NRRL Y-17804, 392 nucleotides. RefSeq names its product Pkr1-domain-containing protein. The record is from RefSeq and is a predicted model, not a curated record. Gene Ontology annotation, cellular component: endoplasmic reticulum membrane. The transcript is spliced from 2 exons. Gene Ontology annotation, biological process: vacuolar proton-transporting V-type ATPase complex assembly. Bases 49 to 348 code for a protein of 99 amino acids. NCBI's taxonomy places the organism in Eukaryota, Fungi, Ascomycota, Saitoellomycetes, Saitoellales, Saitoellaceae.